UUCCAAGCAAUGGAUGCUACAGAUAGUGCUGAGUUUAGGCAAUCUUCUUCCAUUUCCAAACCCUCUUUCGUUGGUAUGAUCAAUAUCUUGGUUGUGGACGACGAUGCCACCACUCUAGCUAUUGUUUCAGCAAUGCUCAAAACAUGGAGCUAUCAAGUUGUCGCUGUUAAGAAUCCUAUGGAUGCUUUGGCUAUUCUUCGAGCACAAAAAGGCGCAUUUGAUCUUGUUGUUACGGACCUCCAUAUGCCUCAGAUGGAUGGGUUUGAAUUACACAAGCAUGUUCGUGAUGAGUUUAAGCUACCUGUUAUUAUGAUGUCCGCAGAUGACAACGAGAAUGUGAUACUAAAGAGUUUAGAGGGCGGAUUUGCUGAUUAUAUGGUAAAGCCUGUGAGCAAAGAUGACAUUAAAAAUGUAUGGCAGUAUGCUGAGGCAGCUAAGAAAGGUAAAUCUGUUGUCAUAGAGGAAAUAGAAGGUGCUCCAAGAGAAGCACCUGGUGAGGUGGACAAUGGAAUUAACUCUGGGAUGUCUUCGGAUACUGAUGAGGAACAACUUGAGAAAAAGGCCGAGGCAAAGGCGAAGAAGGCAAAAAAGAGAAAUAGGGAAGGCGAUAAUGAGGAACGCAUGGUUGCACCAAAGAAGCCAAAAGUGGUGUGGACAAAUUCACUUCACAAUCAGUUUCUAUUGGCCAUUAGACACAUCGGUUUGGACAAGGCAGUGCCAAAGAGGAUUCUCGAGUUCAUGAAUGUGCCAGGCUUGACCAGGGAAAAUGUAGCUAGUCAUUUGCAGAAGUAUCGUAUGUUCUUGAAACGAGUUGCUGAGAAAGCUAGACUUUCCAAGUGCUUGUCUGAGAGGGUGUUCAGGUCAAGCUUUGCAUUUGCCCAUCCAGGACCGGUCUUCAAUAGUAUGGAAGCAGGAGACCAAUAUUCACAGUACCUGAAAUUACAACAGCAAAUGGGAGCAUCUCCAAUCAAUAUUGCCUCUGCAUUUCAACUAUCCUCAGCUGGGAUUGAUGGAAAUACCACUAAUCUCCUUGGCUCGAUCCAAUACCCUAAUUAUCAGCAAUCUUCAUGCAGCAGCAACACCAUGAGAUCCAUGCCUCAACUUAUCGGUUCGGGGCAGUCCCGUCUGCUGAACCAUAUCACUCAAGCUAAUCUUCUCCGCCAUCAACCAUGGCUUGGAAAUGUGAAUCAUCAGCUGAUUUCUCAAGCAAGUCGCCGCCCAGGGGUUAUUGGAAUGCAACAACUGAUGAACAAUUUUGGAUCAAGUGGAGGCAUGUCUUCUAAUGCUGCCAAUACAACUGGACUUACCACCAAUAAUAUUAUUACAAAUAAUUUGAUCCAAAUUUUCCAACAAGCAAGGCAGCAUGGCAUUUUCACCAAUAACAACCCAUUCAGCUACAAGUUUGGCACACCUGGAAUUCAGAACAAUGUUACUAAUCAGCAGCUGAUUGGUAAUUUUUCAGGAACCCAAAUGAUGAGCCCUAAUGGCAGAUCUGAGCUACUGGGAAUACUCAAUAAUUUCAAUGGGACUGGUGGAUUUUCAUCAAAUGGGUUUAACUUCAACAAUGAGACUAUCAAUGGCUUGACCAAUAGGGUUCAAAACGUGAGUCUGAGUGGUACUACUCCACCAAUGGCUACCUUAGGAGGUUCUUCAUCGUUGUCGCCUUCUGCUGGGAUUGGGACUAGCACUACUACUUCUAGUGCAUAUCAGUUUCGAAAAGAUUUCAGUAACAACAGAGAAGAUCAGCAACAAAAUGUUUCAGUGUUGCCACCGCCAGCAGAGAAUACCGAUGAUAAUAGCACUACUACUCCUACAUUGGUCAACAAGAAUAAUUUGUCUCCAGGACAAGAAAUGGACAAAGCUCUUGAUGAUUUGAUGAUUAGUAAUCUUUUCGUGGACCAGCAGAACAACUAUCAGCCUCCUCCUUCUUCUCAGCAACAAGGUGGAGAUCAAGAUCAACUUCCUCCUGACUUCUCUAGUUUCUUAUAUCCAGUUGAAGUGCCGGACGCUACUCCGAAUCAAAUGAACCCUGCUGUUGCGGACCAAGGUCUGGACACUGCUGUGAACAAAGUUUCCGACCCUUCUCCUGACCAGGUCCCAAAACCUAACUCUUCUGGCACAUACUGUGUCGAAGAAAAUGCACCUAAUGAACAAUCUUGGAGCCAGCAGCAGGGAGGUGAUCAACAAGUCCUCAACCCUGAAUUCAGCGGCAAUGUCUUUGAAUCAGAGGACUACAACAUGUUAUUUCAGACAGCACUCCCUUUUCCGGAUUGUGACGAUGAUUUCCUGAAUGCCUUAUUAGGUGAUGGUUUGUAG
Molecule: messenger RNA, 2316 nt
Organism: Pyrus x bretschneideri (Chinese white pear)
Lineage: Eukaryota; Viridiplantae; Streptophyta; Magnoliopsida; Rosales; Rosaceae
Product: two-component response regulator ORR21-like
Exons: 8
Coding region: 10-2316 (768 amino acids)
Biological process (GO): cytokinin-activated signaling pathway; phosphorelay signal transduction system
Molecular function (GO): DNA binding
Source: RefSeq, a predicted model, not a curated record